Pteropus alecto (black flying fox) is the source of this 1304-nucleotide messenger RNA. It is a transcript of the gene NUP37, whose product is annotated as nucleoporin 37. Gene Ontology annotation, cellular component: nuclear pore outer ring. The transcript has 10 exons. Gene Ontology annotation, molecular function: protein binding. The record is from RefSeq and is a predicted model, not a curated record. The coding region runs from base 174 to 1154 and encodes 326 amino acids. Lineage: Eukaryota; Metazoa; Chordata; Mammalia; Chiroptera; Pteropodidae.
GGAGCCAAUCGCCGCUUCCGCCCUCUGACUCGGAAGCAGAAUCGACGCGAGCCACGGCAUCCUUCUACCGAGAUCAGCUUGCUUCUGACCGCUUCUCGGCGGUCUCCGUUUCAUGACCUUGUCCAGUAGAAGGCUGUUUUAUUUUUACAACUGCUCAACCUUUGACAUACAAGAUGAAGCAAGAUGCCACAAGAAGUGCUACCUACACUGUGAAUUGUGAAGAUUAUGUGCAUGUGGUAGAAUUUAAUCCCUUUGAGAGUGGGGAUUCAGGAAACCUAAUUGCCUAUGGUGGCAAUAAUUACGUGGUCAUUGGCAUGUGUACAUUUCAGGAAGAAGAAGCAGACAUUGAAGGAAUUCAGUAUAAAACAUUACGAACAUUUCACCACGGAGUCAGGGUCGAUGGCAUAGCUUGGAGCCCCGAGACUAGACUUGAUUCAUUGCCCCCAGUAAUCAAAUUUUGUACUUCAGCUGCUGAUAUGAAAAUUAGAUUGUUUACUUCAGAUCUUCAAGAUAAAAAUGAAUACAAGGUUUUAGAGGGCCACUCAGAUUUCAUUAAUGAUUUGGUGUUUGAUCCCAAAGAAGGCCAAGAAAUUGCAAGUGUGAGUGAUGAUCAUACCUGCAGGAUUUGGAACUUGGAAGGACUACAGACAUCUCAUUUUGUUCUUCAUUCCCCUGGAAUGAGUGUGUGUUGGCAUCCCGAGGAAACUUUUAAGCUGAUGGUUGCAGAGAAGAAUGGAACAAUACGAUUUUAUGAUCUUUUGGCCCAACAGGCUAUUUUAUCUCUUGAAUCAGAACAGAUGCCAUUAAUGUCAGCACACUGGUGCUUAAAAAACACCUUCAAAGUUGGAGCUGUUGCAGGGAAUGAUUGGUUAAUUUGGGAUAUUACUCGGUCCAGUUACCCUCAAGAAAAGAGACCUGUCCACAUGGAUCGAGCCUGCUUAUUCAAGUGGUCCACAAUUAAUGAAAACUUGUUUGCAACCACUGGUUAUCCUGGCAAAAUGGCAAGCCAGUUUCAAAUCCAUCAUUUAGGACACCCUCAGCCCAUCCUCAUUGGUUCUGUUCCAGUUGGAUCUGGCCUUUCCUGGCAUAGAACUCUCCCACUAUGUGCAAUUGGAGGAGACCACAAGCUGUUGUUUUGGGUGACUGAAAUGUAAAAUAAAUUUUCUGGAUACCUUAGAUCCAUAAACUUUGUAUUUUUAGUACAUAUUUGGUAGAAUUCCUUAUUUUUAUAUUAAAUAUACUGUAAGCUCUAGAAAUGUCCCAUUUGUUUUUGUUAAAUAAAAGAUUGAUGGUUUGAAAAAUUA